CUGGAACCCCUAACUUGCAGAUUAUCAGCCAAGCUCAUGGUAUAAGACUACAACAGCGGCCGCCACCAACGAAAAUGCAGGUCUGAACGAGGAAGAAAGGGAUAAAAGGAAAAGAGAAGUCUCUCUUUCAAGUCAUGAGUGCGGAUCCGCCCAAACUCUAAUCGUCAUCGUGCCAUAACUGAGGCUCGUCUCAUCUCAUCUCAAAUCUCAUCGCCAGCUGUCCUCAUCAACAGCUUCUCUGGCAUCGCAACCCGUCGUCUCAAGGUCGCGACACGUCUGGCGCACAGGCUAACCCGCCACCAUGACAAUCAUAUCCCCCCUCCUUCGGCCCGCGCCCCUCUUCCUCGUUGCCACCCUCCUCCGCCUCGUCCUCCUCGUCUACGGCCUCUGGCAAGAUGCCAACUCGGCCCUCAAGUAUACCGAUAUUGAUUACCUCGUCUUCACCGAUGCCGCCCGCUUCCUAGCUGCCGGCGACUCCCCCUACGCCCGAGACACCUACCGCUACACGCCCCUGCUCGCCUGGAUGAUGCUCCCCACCGUCCACUUCGCAGCCUUCGGCAAGCUCGUCUUUGCCGCCGCAGACCUGCUCGCCGGCUGGCUCAUGGUGCGCGUGCUGCGCCAGAGGGGCAUGCCCGAGACGACCGCCGGGGCCUUUGCGGCAAUUUGGCUCUGGAACCCGAUGGUUGCGACCAUUAGCACGCGUGGAAGUUCAGAGGGCUUGCUGGGCGUCUUGACUAUGGGCUUGCUGUGGGCUGUCGAGCGGAGGAGGGUCAGCCUGGCCGCCGUCAUCCUCGGGCUCGCCGUGCACUUCAAGAUCUACCCGUUUAUUUACGCGCCUGCAAUCGUGUGGUGGAUGGAUGCAGAGCGCCUGGGAAAGACGACCAAACAGGAAAAGCCAUCGUCGGCGAUGGCGGCGUUGGUGCGCUUCGCAACUCCUGAGCGCAUUAAGCUUGCCAUCAUCAGUCUCGCGACCUUCAUGGGGCUCAACCUACUCAUGUAUUCCAUCUAUGGCACCCCGUUCCUCAUUCACACCUACUUCCAUCACGUUAGCCGUAUCGACCACCGCCACAACUUUUCACCUUACAACACUCUCCUCUAUCUUAACUCCGCUGUCCCCUCAGCAUCAUCCCUUCGCAUUGAGUCGUUGGCUUUCCUCCCCCAGCUGCUCCUCUCCUGCGUCCUGAUCCCCCUUGCCCUCGCGAAGCGAGACCUAGCCACAUCCAUGAUGGCGCAGACCUUUGCGUUUGUGACUUUUAACAAGGUCUGCACGUCUCAGUACUUCCUUUGGUAUAUGGUCUUCCUACCAACGUAUCUUCCCUACUCAUCACUCCUGCGCAACCCCAAGCUUGGUAUCUCGGCUUUGCUGCUCUGGGUUGUCUCCCAGGCCGCCUGGCUGCAGCAAGGAUACCAACUCGAAUUCCUUGGAAUUAGCACAUUCUUCCCAGGACUUUGGCUCGCCUCGCUAGGUUUCUUCCUAGCCAACUGUUGGAUAUUGGGUAUAAUUAUUGGUGACGGGGCACAGUUAACUCGAUGCAAGACUGUCGGGGAGAAACGGCAUGUAGAGUAAAGGCGUGUUUUUUUAAUAGUACAGACACUAGUUCAAUGUGUAUCUGUGCAUGGUAUUUUACAACUGACGCCUCACGAACCGACGUAAAAAAGUGUAAUAAUG
Molecule: messenger RNA, 1669 nt
Organism: Ilyonectria robusta
Lineage: Eukaryota; Fungi; Ascomycota; Sordariomycetes; Hypocreales; Nectriaceae
Product: mannosyltransferase
Exons: 3
Coding region: 302-1567 (421 amino acids)
Biological process (GO): GPI anchor biosynthetic process
Cellular component (GO): glycosylphosphatidylinositol-mannosyltransferase I complex; membrane
Molecular function (GO): alpha-1,4-mannosyltransferase activity; GPI mannosyltransferase activity
Source: RefSeq, a predicted model, not a curated record